This is a messenger RNA of Cannabis sativa, 458 nucleotides long. RefSeq names its product polyadenylate-binding protein 4-like. Gene Ontology annotation, cellular component: cytosol; nucleus; ribonucleoprotein complex. The record is from RefSeq and is a predicted model, not a curated record. Gene Ontology annotation, molecular function: mRNA 3'-UTR binding; poly(U) RNA binding; poly(A) binding. NCBI's taxonomy places the organism in Eukaryota, Viridiplantae, Streptophyta, Magnoliopsida, Rosales, Cannabaceae. The transcript has a single exon. Bases 60 to 443 code for a protein of 127 amino acids.
AUGAGGAUGACUUGAAUAGAAUUUUUGGUGAGUUUGGAGAAAUUACUAGCGUAGUGGUGAUGAGGGAUGCAGAUGGGAAAUCAAGGUGCUUUGGGUUUGUCAACUUUGAGAAUGUAGAGGAUGCUAUGAGGGCUGUUGAGGCUUUGAAUGGGAAGAAAAUUGAUGAUAAGGAGUGGUAUGUUGGUAAAGUCCAGAAAAAAUCUGAAAGGGAAGUUGAAUUGAAAGUCAAAUUUGAACAGAGUAUGAAAGAGGCAUCUGACAAAUAUCAAGGUGCAAACCUGUAUGUUAAAAAUUUAGAUGAUACUGUCAGUGAUGAAAAACUUAAGGAGCUAUUCUCCCAAUUCGGUACAAUUACCUCAUGCAAGGUUGGUCAUUGCAUCUGUUUUAUGAAGCCUUCACAUUCUGAUUUGUUAAGUAGAUUUCAUAACACUUUUUCUUCUUGAGAUGCAGAUUAAAGA